Molecule: messenger RNA, 3577 nt
Organism: Closterium sp. NIES-67
Lineage: Eukaryota; Viridiplantae; Streptophyta; Zygnematophyceae; Desmidiales; Closteriaceae
Source: the annotation of a GenBank genome assembly
UCACGAAUCACACCAUCCAGACGGACUCCGUCAAUAAUUCAGUGAGAUUCAGACGCAGGAACACCAACAGACAGAUGCCGUCAAAUGCCUGCUAGAAAAGCUGUAGCGCGGAAAGGAAGUGCAUUUCUAGCGAAAAUGAGGUCGUCCGCGUAAUUGCGUCGAGCGAAUCUGAUAUUUCGCGGCUUGCGACGCGAGCCUGAUCUCUGAUAAGGCGAAGGCUCCUGGACGUCGCGUCACUGGAAAGGCUUGGAUCACUCUCUAACAUAUAUUUCGCUAGUAGCGUUAAGACGAAGCUCGUUUAACGAGCGACGCGCUGUGGCAGACUGACUUGCUGAUACAGCGGUCAACGGAUUCGAAGGUCAGUUGACCCUUGGCGGAUGCCGCUUAGGUCUUCACAUGGCGCGGUUGACAAUGCCGCUCGAUUUUUAGAAUUCACGAACAAAUCGAGCGGUUGACAUUGUCGCUAGUCCGUUUGGUCCGUGGGACGCCGCCUCGUGCGACGGUGCUUCGUGUCUGACCGCGUGCGAACGUGGUCUGCCCGAGCACGGUGCUGAUAGCUGCGUGGCCGUCGCAGUGCGACUAUGGUCCGUCGCAGUACGAUCAUGGCUCACACGACCGUUACUCUCUUCCGGCCCAUGGCCGCGCGACCGUUACUCCCUCCCCUACUCAUGUCCGUGGCUACUAAUAGUACCCUCCUACUCAUCACGAUGGCCGUUGCGCUCUCCCCAAGACUCGUGCGAGCGGUCCCUUAUCUUACGUCCCAGGGGGAGACGUUUCUGGAGGCCGUGCGAAACCUGUAUCAGCAUUGGGACAGCGCCUAUGGGCUGCAGCAUUGGGACAGCGCCUAUGGGCUGCAGGUGGAAAAUCCGUUCCCCCCCUCCGCCAUCUCGCUCCCCCCUGAAGUCCCCCCCGCGCCCCACCUGGAGGACUGUGAGGCUCGCACAGCCUUCCGCCUCUCCACUGAGAAACGGGGGAAGUGGGGGGGGCCGCCGUUCUGGGCAGUACCCAACCCCGCUUGUGGGAACGUGCGCCAACCGCCCUGGAUCCGUGGCUCGGAUGCUGCCAACUUGGCAACCACCCGAGAGGCACAAGCUGACAUAUGGCGCCACCAGUUCCCGCCCAAUGGGUGCAAGGGGCGGCGGCUGGUGCUGGUGAAGUGGCUGACCAUGGGGUGGCAUGGAAUAGGGUCGCAGCUGCAUGUGCUGGGCGCCGUGCUGAGUGCUGCCAUGGUACACAAGAGGACGCUCGUCUUGAUGCCGGGGACGCUGCCCCAAGCAGACCACGAGGAAUGCGAGAAGCUGGGCCACAAGGGCUCCCUCACCUGCUACUUCUUCCGCCUCUCAUCCCCGGAGUGCGAGGAGAUCGCCCUGAAGGCGCAUAAGGCGUGGAAAGACGCUGAGGCGAGGAAGCAGCACGCAGCAGCACAGAGAGAGGGGCAAGGGGGAGGAGACGAAGGUUCAAAGGGAGAGAGGCAAGGGGGGGGAGACGAAGGUGCAAAGAGAAAGGAAGGGGGUCACGCAACAGGGGCGGGAGGGGAGGGUGGAGGGGCAGGAGGAGAAGAAGAGGCUGCAGGGGGUGGGGUUGGCGAGGCAGCAGGGGAGGCAGCAGGAGAGGCAGCAGGAGAGGCAGCAGGGGAGGCAGCAGGAGAGGCAGCAGGGGAGGCAGCAGGAGAGGCAGCAGGAGAGGCAGCAGGAGAGGCAGCAGGAGAGGCAGCAGGAGAGGCAGCAGGAGAGGCAGCAGGGGAGGCAGCAGGGGAGACAGCAGGGGAGACAGCAGGGGAGGCAUCUGAAGAGGCGGGGGCGGGUGGUGAGGUGUCCAGCCAAGCAGGGGGUGGCAGUGGGAGGCGCCUGCAAGCAGAAAAGGACGCAAAUGAUGCUCAUGAUGGUAGUGGCGGUGGCAGCGGUGGUGGCGGUGGCGGCGGUGGUCGUGGUGCUGGUGGUGAUGCUGGUGCUGGUGCAGGUGCUGCCGCUGCUGGUGCCGGUGCUACUUCUGGUGGUGCUGGUGGUGGCGAUGGGUCGAAUGGUGGUGGUGGAGAGGAGGCUGAAGGAGGUGGGGGAGUGGAGGAGGAUGUGAUUGUAGCGGAGCCAUGUGACAAUGCAGAGUGUCUGAAGAACUCCAACGCCCUUGUGGUCUUCUCGACACGGCCGGGAUUCAACGUGGAUGGAAAGGGGGACGUCAUCUCCCAGCUCAAUGCCACAGCUGCAGAUCUCUGGGGCAAGGCGUAUCUGAAGAGCACGCUGCCCAACGAGGUCAUGGGGCGCAUGGGUGCGCACUCCAAUUUGUUCAGAAAGACGCACUGGUGGCGAGCCCAGGCCACGCGCUUCAUGCUGCGGUGGCCCACGGCGUACCUGUGCCACAUCAUCAACCGCGAGAGGCACCACGUGUACGGCAUGCAGGUGGCGCGGCAGGUGGUGGCCUCCCAGAUGGAACAGCGAAACGUGGAGGAACAGGCUCGGAGCCGCAGGAAGAGGCUCGCUGAGGUGCCUCGGACGUUCUCAGAGCGCUCAGGGGGGUCAGGAGGGAAGGAGGUUGGGAGGGGGAGGAGGGUGGAAGAGGGUGGGGCUGAUGGUGGAGAGAAGGAGAUGGGGUGGUGGAGGGAGUUUGAACGUAAGGUUGAGCUUGACCUUGGACCUUCGUUGUCCUCGUCCUCUGCUGCUUCUGAGACACCUGAAGACCGCUCUGCUUCUGAGGCUCCUCAGAACCUCUCUGCUUCUAAGAAGAAUCGGCACCCUCCUGCUACUGCUGCUGCUGUUGCUGCUGCUGGUACUGGUUCCAACGCAAGGAGGAAUGGUACCAGCCAGGAUCGAGGAGGAAUGGUGAACUUAAGGAAGAAUGUUCUGACGCAAGGAGCGCCCAGCUUGGAAACGGCUGCAUGGCCACGGGCAGGGUACGAGGGGUGCAGCUUAGGCCAUGCCUCAGCCGCUGGUAGCAGCAGCAGCGGCGGCGGCGGCGGCGGCAGUGGUGAUGGAGGAAUAUGGGGCUCAGAAGGCGAUUAUUAUCUGGCUAAUUACAUGGGAGUGGGGGGUGAGCCGUACAUCCCGCGUCCGAUCGUGAGCGUGCACGUGCGGCAGGGCGACAAGGUGCAUGAGAUGCGGCUCUUCUCGUUCUACGCCAUCAUGUUUAUGGCCAACCGGGUCAGGCGCCUGGACCCCGACGUGAGAUACGCGUGGCUCAGCACAGAGAUGCAGAGUGUAGUGGAUCAAUCGAAUCACUUCUUAGACUGGACGUUCUUCUACUCCAAGGUCCCCCGGCAAGGAGGCAGAACGCGCAUGGCUAAAUACACGGAGAUGUUUGGCCUGGCGCGCACUGUGGGAAUAAGCUUUGCAAACCUGUUGAUUGCUUCGGAGUGCGACUAUUUCGUCGGCGUCCUCGCGUCAAACUGGAAUAGGAUGAUAAAUGAGCUCAAGAAUACCAAUGGACGUUUGUAUAGUGGAUACGUAUCAGUGAACGACGGAGAGUGGUGAUUGGGCUGGUUAGUGCAUGUGGUUAAAAAGUAAAUAUACUAUUCUGAUGCUUACUUUCUCGUCAGAUGUUUGAUACCAUAUUACCUCUCUUCAUAACACUCUGAUAAGUUACC